UGCAAGACUAGGGCCAAAAUAAAAAUGAAAAGCAUGUAGGCCUUAGAAAGCCCGUUUCUGUAAUGUGUUAAAAACCUAAUCGCGAAGAAGAAGAAGAAGCUCAUGACACAAAACACACCACUGAGAAUGGAAGAAGAAGAAGAAGAAGAAGACGAGAAAGCCGUGUUAGAACAAGUCUUCGGACCCUCAUCAUCAUCAGAAGAAGAAGAAGAAGAGAAGUUGAAGUGGGUGGCAAUAGAGCAAGUUAAGGGUCUAUGGAUAUGCACCAACUUCCUCUCUCACCGCCACCAAACCCACCUUCUCUCCGCCAUCAACUCCCACAACUGGUUCUCUCCAACUACCAACAACAACCAAGCCAUGCUCUUCGGCCACCUCCCUCCCUGGGCCCACCACCUCUCCCACCUCAUCCGCACCUCAUCUGCCUCCAUUCUCCCUCACCCUCUUCUCUCCAGAGAACCCUUCUUCGACCAGAUGAUCGUCAACAUGUACCUUCCCGGACAAGGUAUCUGCCCCCACGUUGACCUCUUGCGCUUCCAAGACGCCAUCGCCAUCCUCUCUCUCGAAUCUUCCUGCGUCAUGCACUUCACUCCCCUUCACUCCGAUUCGCUUCAAGUUCCCGUCUUGCUCACGCCGGGCUCCUUGGUUCUCAUGUCAGGGGAAGCCAGGUACCAAUGGAAGCACCAGAUUAAUCGCAACCCUGGAUUUCAGCUCUGGCAAGGAAAUGAAUUGGAACAAUCCAGAAGAAUCUCCAUUACUCUCAGGAAACUCUGCCCUGAUCCAUGAACUGAUUCGAAUCCAACCAAUCCAAAUCAAACCGAUCUGUUAUUUUAGUUUUGUAUUGAGCUUUUGAAAGGGAAAAAAAAAAAAGAUUGGAUUUUUAUUCA
This is a messenger RNA of Arachis duranensis, 884 nucleotides long. Its product is annotated as alkylated DNA repair protein ALKBH8 homolog. The transcript has a single exon. Gene Ontology annotation, cellular component: mitochondrial matrix. The record is from RefSeq and is a predicted model, not a curated record. Gene Ontology annotation, biological process: fatty acid metabolic process; DNA damage response. Lineage: Eukaryota; Viridiplantae; Streptophyta; Magnoliopsida; Fabales; Fabaceae. The coding region runs from base 103 to 783 and encodes 226 amino acids.